Arachis ipaensis is the source of this 942-nucleotide messenger RNA. RefSeq lists its product as uncharacterized. The record is from RefSeq and is a predicted model, not a curated record. Gene Ontology annotation, molecular function: DNA helicase activity. Lineage: Eukaryota; Viridiplantae; Streptophyta; Magnoliopsida; Fabales; Fabaceae. Gene Ontology annotation, biological process: telomere maintenance; DNA repair.
AUGGAUAUAGACAAGAUCUUACAUUCCUAUGGUAAAACCUUGAAAGACUAUCCUCAUAUGCCUUUAGCAAUUGAAGUUGAUAGUCCUUUGUUAACCGAAAAGGUUAUCAGGGAAGAGCUAAAUUUUAACAGGGAUGAUUUAAAGAAAAAUGCCUCAAACAUGUUAGCCAUCGCAACAUCUGAGCAGAAAUAUGCAUUCGAUAAAAUUGUUAUAGCUGUGGGUGAUAUUGUGUUAAACAUUGCUUCAAGUGGUAUUGCAUAUUUACUUCUUCCCAAUGGAAGAACAGCACACUCAAGGUUCAAAAUACCGCUGAAUAUAACUGAGCAUUCUGUAUGUAACAUCAAACCUGGUUCCCCUCAAGCAAUGCUGUUGUUGAAAGCCAAACUUAUAAUUUGGGAUGAGGCUCCAAUGGUUAGUAGGUACUGCUAUGAAGCGCUUGAUAAAUGUUUAGGUGAUAUCAUGAGGAUUUUUUUCAAAGCAAGAACUAUACUGCCUCCCACGCUGGACAUCGUUGAAGAGGUCAACAACCAUCUGAUGGCUAUCAUUCCUGGAGGGAAAAAAUUAUAUCUUAGUUCAGAUUCGAUUCGUAUGGAUGAAGGGAAUAUGGAGAGUCAACUAGAUCUCUAUGGUCCUGAAUUACUGAAUAGCAUAAAUUGCUCUGGUUUGCCUCCACAUAAAUUAAUAUUCAAGGUUGGUAAUCCGGUGAUGUUAUUGAGGAAUAUUGACCAAUCCAUUGGUCUUUGUAAUGGUACAAGGCUACAAGUUAGGAAGGUUGGAAAUCAUGUCAUAGAAUGUGAAGUCUUAACGGAUAACAAUGUUGGUCAUAUUGUUUUGACUCCAAGAAUGAAUAUGGUACCAACAAAUGAAACCGUCCUAGUUAGAUUCCAACGAAGAAAGUUUCCCAUAAUAGUAUCGUUUGCCAUGACAAUUAAUAAGUCUUAG